Messenger RNA from Etheostoma cragini (Arkansas darter), 959 nucleotides. RefSeq lists its product as uncharacterized. Gene Ontology annotation, molecular function: glycogen binding; protein phosphatase 1 binding. The transcript is spliced from 2 exons. The record is from RefSeq and is a predicted model, not a curated record. The coding region runs from base 1 to 903 and encodes 300 amino acids. Gene Ontology annotation, biological process: regulation of glycogen biosynthetic process. Gene Ontology annotation, cellular component: protein phosphatase type 1 complex. NCBI's taxonomy places the organism in Eukaryota, Metazoa, Chordata, Actinopteri, Perciformes, Percidae.
AUGCUGCUCUAUACACGUCUCUGUUUUGGUAGUUUCCUGCCGCCGGCCGGCCUCAGGUCCAUGGCCCAAUCCGCCGGACUCGCCGAGGUUGCAGUCCGACUGUGCUUGAACCAAAGUGAACAUCUCUGUCCUCACGUGUGGGUCCCCAUCCUGAAGCCACAGCGCCCCUGCAUCCGCCCUCCAGUUUCAGAUCCGCUGUCCUCCGACAUCUUGGGCCAAGACCAUCGGACCCACCCGCUCCCGGUCUCCUUGGACGAAGACUCGGACGACGACCUUUGGCUCCCGAUCAAUAAGAACAAGCGCGUGAUCUUCGCCGACUCGCGGGGAUUGUCUCUGACGGCCGUGCAGGAGUUCUCCGAUCAAGAGGAGCAGUCGGACCUCAGCCUGCUUUCGUCGCUGCAGGGGUUGGGAACCACAACGGAGGACUGCUACAGCUGCACCGUCAGCACCUGCUGCCCAGGAACGCGGCUCAAACUGGACUUCCCGCAGCCUUCUGCCGAUUUCAAAGCCUUUCGCGCCAAGCUGGCGGAGAGCAUGGUCACCCUGGAGAACUGCAGCGUGGCUGAACAGGCGCUGCGAGGCACGGUGCGAGUCAGGAACAUCAGUUUCCAGAAGGACGUGCGUGCACGCGUCACCUUCGACUCGUGGCAGAGCUACCGAGAUGUGCCGUGCACGUACGUGCAGAAACGCUUCGGAGGGCCUCAGACAGACAUCUUUGAGUUCGACAUUGUUGUUCCAAAAGUGCUGGAUGCCAAAAGGAAGAUAGAGUUCUGUUUGAGCUAUUUGCCGGCAGGGCACAGCGAGCCGUUUUGGGAUAAUAACAACGGACAGAACUACAGCAUUGCCGUGUGUGUGAGCUCACAUCUCUGUCGCGGGAGGAACCCAAUGACCACCGUGUGCUAGAAGACUCGGAAAAGACUCGGAAAAGACUCGGAAAAGACUCGGAAAAGACUCGGAAA